AUGAAGAAUAUAUCAGAGCUCUUAAUUUCAGAAAUAAAAGUCCCUAAUAUGGAUUUAAACGUCAGUUACGUAUUCAAUAUAACAAAUCCUCAACAUAAAUCCGGAUUUGCAAUUCUUUUCAUUGAUCCUGAUACGUACAAUGACGAAGUUAACGGUGGACCAUCAAUUUACGAGGGACUUGCUCUCUUUGGAACAAUUUUCAACAGAAAUGGUAAUACAACACUUGACCUUGUUCUUCUUCAGAACCAGAUUGACCAUGAAAUUACAUACAAAUCUCUGAAAAACAUGUCAGAUUAUUCCUUAGACGCGAAUCAAAACAUUUCAAUCCGAAUUAAUCUUACAUUCAUCAACAAUUCGGUCACAUUAUAUGUUUCCAACGAUUCUACAGUCGAACACCUUGAAGAAAUUGGUGAUCUAAGCAUCACAGUCAAUUUAACAGGCACAGUCAUGUUAAUUACGACAGCCAAUCGAAAAUACGAUACUCAAAUCGAUUUACUUAACGUUGAUUUCGAGAUUGGCGAUCCAUUCUACGCUUUAUACAUGCGAAAAAGAUAUGAUCAAAUAUUACAAGAUGGAAUUCUCGACGACAUCAACGCAACGUUCCGUUCCAAGAAGCUAAACAAGACUGUCACAGAAUUACAUACUAAAUUCCAAGACAAUUCCACAGAAAAGUCAAUUUUUGACAUUUUUGACAUUUUUGAAGAACUUUCGAGUGCAUCAGAGGAUAUGGCCAAGUACAGAGACGUCGCCAAGCUAUUUUCAGGCCGUGUAGCUCCAUCUGUUGCCAAAGUUCAUAAAAGAACAUCAAAAAUUUACGAUCGAAUGAAUAAUUUAACAAAAAUCAUGACUUAUGCGUUGAAUUACACGCAGAACAUCAUGCAGUCAUUCAACAACACGAUGAUGCAGAACAAAAUCAAGUUUAACAAAUCUAUCAAUGUUUUAGAGAAAGAACUUGAAAUUGAUACAGAAGAAAUUCCAAAAAGUCAAUUCAAAAUGCAAAAUUAUUUCAUGUUUGCUGCUGUUUUCGAACUUAUCUGUCUCUUCCUUUUCUUCUUGAUUUCUUUAUGUAGAAUGCCAAAACACACUUGA
Messenger RNA from Trichomonas vaginalis G3, 1089 nucleotides. RefSeq names its product carbohydrate binding. The record is from RefSeq and is a predicted model, not a curated record. Lineage: Eukaryota; Parabasalia; Trichomonadida; Trichomonadidae. The coding region runs from base 1 to 1089 and encodes 362 amino acids. The transcript has a single exon.